UUCCCAUAUCUUUCCCCAACUUUUCACUCACAAAUCAAAUCGAAAACAUUAUCAAAUCAACCAAGUCAUCAAAUGCACGACAACCCAGAAUUUGAUCGCGGAGGCUCGCAUUUGGCACGUGAUCAUGACUUCACAAAUGAUGAAAUGACGUCACAUACACCACUACAUCCUGUUUUCUCUGGAUUUUCAUAUAUCAAGAUCUAAUAGUCUCUUUUUUCUCCUUCUUCUUCCUCGCAUUUUCAAUAAACAUCUCCAUCAUACAAACCUCUCAUAUUCCAGUCACCACAAACGCAAUUUGGGAAAAGAAGAAAAGAAUAAUACAAAAAUGCCAUUUACACUUAAUACCUCCGCGUCAUUUGCAUUGACGUCCUCUACCUCAUCGGGAGAUAAUUGGGGCCGAGCAUAUCAAACCAAAACUACUAUCAAUAAAGACGGGACGACACGCACGAAACGCACACAAAGGCUUGGAGAACCUAUUAUUGAAGAAACGAGACGAUGGGAUGGAAAAGGAAGGAGAGUUUUGGAGGAUGGGAGUGUGUAUGAGAAGAAUGGGAAGGGGAAGGGUGGGUACAGGUUCAGGGCCUAGUGUGAAGACGGUUCAGAGUGGGGAUGGUGGGGCAGGAAAGGAACGAUAUUGGGA
Sclerotinia trifoliorum is the source of this 640-nucleotide messenger RNA. NCBI's taxonomy places the organism in Eukaryota, Fungi, Ascomycota, Leotiomycetes, Helotiales, Sclerotiniaceae. The record is from the annotation of a GenBank genome assembly.